GUACGCAUUGUUUACAUCUCGCGUUAAAUGUCAAAACAAACAUCGUCGUAAAUAACACUUAAAAGAAUUUACAUUUUUCUUUAAAAUAAAUCUUAAUUUAAUGAUUUUUGACUAUUUGAAGAACGUGUGACGAACGAGCUUCUAUGUUACCAAAAAUGGCAGAACUGAAAACAAAUGAUUCCGUAGCGAAAGAGGAAAAUAUCGGUUCGGAGGAGAAUACAGUGAUCUACAAAACAAUAUUCAUUAAGGAAGAAUCCGAGCUAAUAAAUGGUGAUCUUUUAGCAGACGAAGAUAUUAAGCAAGAAAUCAUAGAGUUGGGAGAGUACGAACUGAAUGUUCCCGCCGUUGAACCAGCGCAAGAGGCCACCGUGUCAAAUGAAUCUUCAGUGUCCAAGGAACCCGUAAUAAUGUUGGAAAAACGGCUGAGACAUCCUAGGAAUAUGCCGUACCCCAGGAAAGAAUGCGAGCAUUGUGGUAAAACGUUCGCCUUCCAAUACAAUCUGGCCAUGCACCGGGUCAAGGAACACGGAAGUACGGAAACACCUACGAAAAUUUGUUUGCCACCAAAGACUUCGUUGCCGCCAAACCUCCGCUGCGACCAGUGUGAGAAUUGCUCACCAUCAUAAGGCUCUCGCGACUCACAAAGCUAAAGUUCACGGCAUUGGAGAAGCCCCACCAAAAAGUUAUGUUCACACCUGCAAGCACUGUAAAAAUCAGGUAGCAUCGUGGAAAUCUUUGGUCGACCACCUGAAGUUCAUUCACGGAGAAAUCAUCGACCCGACGCAGGUCGCUCUAUGUCCAUUGUGCCUCAAGAGAUUUACUACGGCCGAGGAAUUGUCGGGGCAUUCCUGCAGCAGGAGAAAUCAAAGGAAAACGGAUCUUCCUUUCAAGUGCGAUUUGUGCGAUAAAGCUUAUUCCUUCCAAAAAGAUGUGUAUGCCCAUUAUUCCGUUCAUCCGGAAUACCACAACUUUAAAUGCGAUCAAUGCCCGAGCGGAUUCUUCAACAAAACGCACCUUAACAUCCACAAAAAGGCAUUACACGUAUCAAAAGACGAUUACCUUGAGUGUAACAUCUGUAACAUGCGCUACAAAAGCCAACGUGUCUUGAGAAAACACCAGAAACUUCACGCCAUUCGUGCAUACUGUUGUGAGUUUUGUGGCAAAAGCUGCAAGACUCGUGAAAGACUCAUAGCGCAUCAAUACAAUAAACACGGGAUUCAGGACGCGCUGCCAUACAAAUGCUCCUUUCCUCAGUGUGAUAAAAGCUUCCUCUACAACUGGCAGCUAAAAUCGCACGAGAAAUCUCACAUGAAGAAGAAGAGUCCGCUGAACGCACAGCGGGAUCCUGAAUGAUUUUAAUGCGUCAUGGCUUUUUAUGACUUUGAAUAAAAUUUCACUUGAUUUGGAAUGAAUAAAAGCAGUUUAAAUUAUUAA
Molecule: messenger RNA, 1434 nt
Organism: Culex quinquefasciatus (southern house mosquito)
Lineage: Eukaryota; Metazoa; Arthropoda; Insecta; Diptera; Culicidae
Exons: 3
Coding region: 144-626 (160 amino acids)
Source: RefSeq, a predicted model, not a curated record